Pedinophyceae sp. YPF-701 is the source of this 3408-nucleotide messenger RNA. The record is from the annotation of a GenBank genome assembly. Lineage: Eukaryota; Viridiplantae; Chlorophyta; Pedinophyceae.
AUGAGGCGCAACGGCGCCCCGGCUGCGCGCGCGGACUCGCCGCUGGAGUGGGACGCGUUCGGCGACGGGCACGCGCCCGUGUCGGACAUGCUGCGCGGCGCGCUCACCACCACGGACCGGGCGUUGAGGGCUGCGUCGCGCUCGGUGCUGCAGCUGGUGGCGGGGACCGGGCGGGCGCGCGUGGACCUGCCGCGCGAGAGCGUCGGUGGGCGCGCGGAGGCGCGCGGUCGCGCGCUUGCGCAGGCGCAGGACGUGACGGUGCAGGGCACGAAGUGCGAGCUGAAGGGCGACGCGAGCAAAGGCAACGAACAGUGCAUGCUCGGGAGGGCGUACGCCUUCGACCAGGCGAGACAGAACGCUCCCACGUCGGUCACUGGCACCUCUUCCAUCGGCCUGGCAAAAUUGGUCGAGUAUUGCUCUCGCCAGCAAACGGAGGCGGCGUGCAACGCGCUCGAGACCACGCGGGUGUGCAAGUGGAUGGCCACGGAUCUCGCCAACGGCGUAAACACCGCGGGCCGGGUGCAAGCCUCGGCCAGCACGAACUCCUACGGCGUGGAUGCCGACGCCGAGAUCGACAAGGUCGUCAGCGAGGCGCUGCAGGAGAUCAACGAUGUGGACCGGGCGACCGGCACGGCCGCGCACACGAAGUGCGUGCCGCAUCCGGAGGCCGUGAGCGACGUGGCGCUGUGCCCCGAGUCGUUCAUGGCUGCCCUGGCGACGACCGCGGCCCCCCUCUGGGAUUUCGUAUAUCGCGGCUACAACGGCAUGCGCGAGGAGGACAAGGACUCUGUCUUCGGUACGUGUCCGACCGGCCGGACGCUGUGGAGCGAGGUCGACCGCCUGGCCAAGUGCAGCGGCUUCAGCGACCAGGCGUCGUGCAACGGCUCUCCUGCGUGCACGUGGGCGACCAGCUCCGAGUACCCGUCCGGGGUGUGCUUCAUGGACGCAUCGAAGGCGCGGUCGACGGGCGCAAUGGCCGACGAUGAGUGGUUGGCGCUGUCAGCAAACGACGCGACGUGUGGCAGCCUGACGGGCAACACGUGCGAGGAAAACACGGUGACGAUCGCGAUCGACCCUUCAAGCGUCCUGGAUCUGUCGUCGACGACGUACGCGGGCGAGGCGGGCGCCGCUAACGCACCUCCUACGUCGCUGUCGGGAGUGAAGACGGUCUCGGUGCGCCGGUGCCUGGCGGCGGACGGCUCCCCUGCGCCGACGCCUUUCGCGGCGUCGGUCGCGGGCGUGGACAGUGCGAUCUUCUACGACGGCGCGGGGUGCGUGCCGAACCCGCUGGCGCUCCUCGGGAGCACCGUGAUGCCCAACACGGACUACGGGAACAGGGUGCGGCGCAUGGUGGCGGCGUCGCUGUUCUGCGCGGAGGCGUCGACGACGGAGUGCAGCGCGCACCCGCUGUGCCGGGCGGACGGGCGGCCGGUGACCUACGCGGAGCGCCAGGAGCGAAGGAGUUCAAGGUACUUCCGCGGGCUGAAGCACUACGCGUCCUUCAGCGCCAGGUUUGCGUUUGAGAGCGAGCCCCUGCCGGCAGUCCUGGAACAGCUCCGUGUCCGUGUUGCGGACUUCAUCAACGCCCAGUGGUCGUCGUGCUCGAAGACGGACCUCUACGAGCCGGUCAUCACGGCGGCGGUGCCGACGAGCACGACGGCUGAAGUCAACACGUACGACUCUUCGACAUUCAGUUCAACUCGAACGGACGUGCCCGUCCCGCGAUACUUCGUCGUGUGGUUCAAGAUGGCGGUCAACGUGACGGGCUCGUCCCACGACCUAGCCACGCCAGCCCCGGGGAGCAACGACCGCCGCAGCGGGACGGGCUUCUGUCAACAGCGGAGCAGCUCGGGCGAUACAACAGUGGAGUGCUAUGACACCUCGAAGUACAAUUCUGUUCCAUACGUGUACUGUCGCGCACGCAUGACUUCUGAUGACGAGGAACAGCUCGAGGAACAGCUGGAGCAACUUGUGGAACAACUUGGGCUGGCGGUGUUCGAUGUGGACGCGUCGAUGAGCGAGGAAUACGACAGCCUCCCCGAGGUCGACUUCUUCAACAGUGUCGUCGAGAACGAGAACCCCAUGUGCGAGCCUGCUCCCGCCACGAUCGCGUCGCUCAUGACGUGCGAGGGAUCGACGCUGUCCGUCUUGGCGCAGUUUUAUCGCGCUUUUCAAGCCAUGAAUACCACUCCUCUUCAGCUGAAGCAGGGCGUCGGGAACAGCGUCGGAAUUCUGACUUCCAACUUUGACCAGUUUGCCUUGCGGUUGAGCGACGCGGAGCGCGACGCACUGUUCGGGACGUGCGAGAAACGCGAGAGCAUGGAACUUGCCAGGGAAACAACGCCUUGCAGAAACGAUGGUCCGUUCCCGCAGCGCUUCAACGGCACGGAAGAAUCAUGCGCGGCGCUGGGAUCGUGCAAACGGUGGUUUCGUGACCGGGCUUCUGCGUUCUCGACGUCCACAUCAACUGGCCAGUCUGAGACCAGGACCACCAACUACUACCACGUCGGGGAGGCUGUUUGCAUGCAAGAAGCCGCACGCUUCGAAGCGCCGGGUGGGCUCGGCAUUCCUGGUUUUGGCUAUGUUGGGACGUACUAUUGUCGCUGCGAGCCCGACUUCGAAGCUCUGAAGCGAACCUCCUACAUCGGCAGCGACGCGCUCGUGCAGCAGCUGAUCGACGACGCCGAGGAGUGCGCGGACCUCACCCCACAGAGCUGCCAGAGCGGACAGACGUACGCGUAUACCGUCACCCAGAGCGAGGUGUCCUCCGCCAGCUCCGGGUCACAGAACACGGGGGGAUCAACGCUGCAGACGACGGCGCCGCAGGACACCGCCGCUCCUGCUCAGGAGGCCCAGGCGCCCGGGACCACUACGCCUGCGGGCGUUUCUGGUCAGCAAGAAGCUUCUCCCACGGUGGCGGCGACCACAGCACCUGCCACUACUACCCCCGCGCCGACGGUGACCGAGUACACGGUCCAAUCGACGCUCAGCGUGACGUUCGACACCGCGCUGUCGGACGAGCAGGUGCUCGGCGCCCAGCGCAGCGUCGCCGAGAGCAUGGGGCUGACGUUCCCGAGCCCAGGCCUGGACAUUAUCUUCCAGCUUGCUGCCACGUCCGCGCGGCGGCUGCUGGCCACGGCGUACGACGUGACCGUCCGCUACACGACCAGGUCCGAGGACGCGUCCACGGCCGUCAAGGCGCGGCUGGAGGACCCCGCUGCGUCCGCGACGAUCGGCACGGCGCUGCAGACGGCCACGGGCGUGGCGGUGAGCGACGUCGCGGUGCGGUCGGUGAACGUGCAGCAGGUGGAGGUCUCGGGGCAGGGGGUCUUGGACUCGGCGGGCGCCGCGGCCUCGCUGGCGAUGUGGGCCAUGGUGGCCUGCGCGCUGGCGGCCGCGCUGCUGUAG